Messenger RNA from Telopea speciosissima, 715 nucleotides. Its product is annotated as membrin-11-like. Gene Ontology annotation, biological process: vesicle fusion; vesicle-mediated transport. Gene Ontology annotation, molecular function: SNAP receptor activity; SNARE binding. The transcript is spliced from 4 exons. The record is from RefSeq and is a predicted model, not a curated record. Bases 30 to 698 code for a protein of 222 amino acids. Gene Ontology annotation, cellular component: endoplasmic reticulum membrane; Golgi apparatus; SNARE complex. Lineage: Eukaryota; Viridiplantae; Streptophyta; Magnoliopsida; Proteales; Proteaceae.
UCUCUUUCUCUCUCUCUCUGUAUUCCGCCAUGGAAGGAGGAACGUUGUCGGAUAUCUACCAGAGGUCAAAGAGGUUACUAUUGAGGACUAGAGAUGGGUUGGAGAAGCUCGAACGCUACGAAAUUUCAUUCUCUAACGGACUCGAUUCUCCUGAACUGUCUUCCUCUCUCAAGAAAGACAUUGCCCAUAUCCAAUCUCUCUGCGUCGAGAUGGAUCGUCUCUGGAGAUCCGUCGCUUCGAAACCCCAACGUGAUCUCUGGAAGAGAAAAGUAGAGCAGGUUGCUGAAGAAGCUGACUCCUUGAAGGAAAGCCUUGAUAAACAUUUACUACUCAGUCAGAAAAGGAUGCAGGAGGCUAAGGAGAGGGCAGAACUACUUGGGAGAGCUAACGGGGACUCUGCUUAUGUCUUGAGAAUCUUUGAUGAUGAAGCACAAGCGAUGCAGUCAGCCCGUAACUCAUCCAAGAUGCUUGAAGAAGCUUAUUCUACUGGAGUGGCUAUCCUUUCCAAAUAUGCAGAGCAAGGGGACCGUUUGAAGAGAGCACAACGGAAAGCACUGGACAUCCUCAACACAGUUGGGCUCUCGGCCUCAGUAUUGAAGCUCAUUGAGAGGCGUAACCGUAUUGACAGACGGAUCAAAUACACUGGGAUGAUAGUAACAGUAAUUGUUGUGUAUGCCUUCUGGAGUUGGACGCAUUGAACCACAGUAAGUGUAUU